Hemibagrus wyckioides is the source of this 4793-nucleotide messenger RNA. It is a transcript of the gene msh6, whose product is annotated as mutS homolog 6 (E. coli). The record is from RefSeq and is a predicted model, not a curated record. Gene Ontology annotation, biological process: mismatch repair. Gene Ontology annotation, molecular function: ATP-dependent DNA damage sensor activity; mismatched DNA binding; ATP binding. Lineage: Eukaryota; Metazoa; Chordata; Actinopteri; Siluriformes; Bagridae. Gene Ontology annotation, cellular component: MutSalpha complex; nucleus.
CAGGUUUAUAGGUCUAUGACGCACAAGCCCCGCCCACUUCCUCUUUGCACUUUCCCGCGAAUGUUCUGCACAGCUUGUGUGCAUGCGAAGCAGCCUAGCAUUUCAAUUAUAAAUUUUGUUCAAACAGCUAUGGCAAAACAAAGCUCCAUUUUUAAUUUCUUUAAAAAGUCGCCGCCAGCCGUCGGGAAAACAAAAUCUAAUCCGACUCCAGCCGAAGCAGAUUUGCCUUCAGUUUCCAAAUCCAGCAGUUUCCCCAAGGAGGAAGCUAAGCAAGCCGCCCCAAACAGCAAGAAGGCUGCGGGAAACCCCAGCAAGUCUCUGGCUAAAGUCGGUCAUGUCAAAACUUUGGGACAAAGAGCUGCGGACACAAACCAGAGCUCUUCAUUCUCCUUUCAUGCGGGUGAUCUGGUAUGGGCAAAACUAGAAGGACAUCCAUGGUGGCCCUGCAUGAUAGUGCCCCAGCCAUUGAAUGGGCAGCAGAUGAGGGGCAGAGGCCAAGAUCAGAGAGUGCAUGUCCAUUUUUUUGAUGAGCCAGCAACCAGGGGUUGGGUCAGAACGAAGUACAUUCGAGAAUAUAAAGGUUCAGAUAGUGCUGAUGCCAAAGCGGGUGGUUUGUUCUUCAGUGGCAAGCCUGUGAUUCGCAAGGCUAUGGAGUUGGCAGACUAUGUGCUGCAGGACAGUCCUGAACAACGACUUAAGAUGCCUGUUUGUAUGGAUGCCUCUGAUGAGGAAGCAGAGGAGGAAGAAAUGAUGGAGGUUGAAAAAUCAACACUAUCAGAUGAAGAACUGUCAGAAGGAGAGGUUCAGAAGGUGAAGCCUAGUAGGCGUUCAUCACGUGCAGCAGCGGAGAAUGCUCAGAAACCCAAACGUCGGCGUAUUGUGGUGGCCUCUGACAGUGAGGACAGUGGUGAGGAGUUCAAGCCAGAUCAAGCAGAAACCAGCAGUGAGGAUGAGGGUGAAGAUGGGGUCAUCAGUGAUGCGGAGGAGAGUACACCUGCAUCUGAACCGGACAGUCCUGUGAAACCUGUAAAACGAAAGCGUGUAUCAGAGAAAACUGUUAAAACAAAAAACACGGCUAUGCAUUCAGAGAUCCAGAAGCGCAAUCCUGUGAGUCUUGCAGCUGACACAAAGUCACGUCUGUCUGCUUUUUCUGCUCCUGACAGCUUUGAGAGUCAGGGCAAUGCUGCAGGAAACCAGGAUGUGACUGGUGUGUGGGACCAUGAAAAACUGGAUUGGUUCCAGGAUGGCAAACGAAAGGAUGCUCAGAGGAGGCGUCAGUCCGAUAAUGACUAUGACCCAACCACUUUAUAUGUGCCUGAAGAUUUUCUUAACAGGGUUACGCCUGGUAUGCGUCGGUGGUGGCAGCUCAAGUCAGAGAUGUUUGAUACUGUUCUUUUCUAUAAAGUUGGCAAAUUUUAUGAGCUGUACCACAUGGAUGCUGUGAUUGGUGUCAAUGAGUUGGGGCUUACUUUCAUGAAAGGCACCUGGGCACAUUCUGGUUUCCCUGAGAUAGGUUUUGGCCGUUUCUCUGAUGUACUUGUACAAAAAGGUUUCAAAGUGGCACGCAUAGAACAGACUGAAACCCCUGAAAUGAUGGAAGCACGAUGUAAGGCUAUGGUGCGUCCCACUAAAUUUGAUCGUGUAGUUCGGAGAGAGGUAUGCAGAAUAAUCACCCGUGGCACCCAGACGUAUAGUGUGCUUGAUGGUGCCCCUUCUGAGUCAGAGAGCAAGUACCUGCUGAGUGUGAAAGAAAAGAAUCAGGAAGAAAAUUUAGGCCAAUGCCACAUAUAUGGGGUCAGCUUCAUUGACAGCUCUGUGGGGCGCUUUUAUGUAGGCCAGUUCCAAGAUGACCGCCACUGUUCCCGUCUGCGUACCUUACUGGCACAUUAUGUGCCAGCCCAGGUGCUGUUCGAGAAGGGUAAUUUGUCAGCUGAUACACGAAAAAUCUUCAAGACUUCUCUCUCCUCAGCAAUGCAUGAGAAUCUCAAUGCUGGCUCACAAUUCUGGGAUGCCCAGAAAACCCUGAAAACCUUGGCAGAUGAAGACUACUUCAAAGAAAGUAGAGAAGAGGGUGGUAAUUCUUCAGGAUCAUAUCUCCCCGAAGUUCUAAAAGCAAUGACUUCAGAAAGUGACUCUCUGGGUCUUACUCCUAAAGAAGGAUAUGAACUUGCUCUCUCUGCACUUGGGGGAUGCAUAUUCUAUCUUAAAAAAUGUCUGGUGGAUCACGAACUUCUUUCCAUGGCUAACUUUCAAGAAUAUGUUCCAGUGGAUGUGGAGAUACAACAGUCAGAGAAUGAAUCAAAUUUCUUUGCCCAAACGCGCCAGCACAUGGUUCUGGAUGGAGUGACACUGGCCAACCUUGAGAUUCUCCAGAAUAGUUCUACUGGAGGCACAGAAGGUACUCUGCUUGAACAGUUGGACACCUGCUGUACUCCUUUUGGUAAGAGGCUACUAAAACAAUGGCUCUGUGGUCCCCUCUGUAACCCAGCCUCAAUUAAUGAUCGGUUAAAUGCUCUUGAAGACCUAAUGGCUGUUCCAGCACAAGCUACUGAGGUUACAGAACUCCUGAAGAAACUUCCAGACCUUGAGAGGUUACUCAGCAAAAUCCAUAGUAUUGGUACUCCUCUGAAGGGAAAAGAUCACCCAGACAGCAGAGCAGUUCUUUAUGAGGAGACUGUCUAUAGCAAGCGCAAGAUUGCUGAUUUCCUUUCAACUCUGGAAGGGUUCAAAACCAUGCAGGAAAUAGUGUCAAUUAUGGAGUCCGUCUCGGAGAAAUUCCAAUCCAAAUUGUUGCGGCAAGUAGUGAUCCUAAAAACAAGAAGUGACGAGGGGUUGUUUCCCGAUCUUGGACCUGAGCUUACCCGCUGGGACACAGCUUUUGACCAUCAAAAAGCGCGUACAACUGGUGUGAUCACACCCAAGGCUGGCUUUGACCCAGAGUAUGAUCAGGCUCUGAAUGGCAUCAAGGAAUGUGAGAGAAAUCUGCAAGACUACUUGGGUCGACAGAAGAAGAGACUUGGCUGCAAGAAUCUAUCUUAUUGGGGCACAGGACGGAAUCGCUAUCAAAUGGAGGUUCCAGACAGUGUUUCUGACAGGAGCAUACCAGAAGAAUUUGAGGUUAGGUCCACAAAGAAAGGCUGGAAAAGAUACUCAACAAAGGAGAUUGAGCAUAUGUUCUCAGAGCUGCAGAGCUGGGAGGACAAAAGGGAUGCAUCAUUGAAAGAUUGCAUGAGGAAACUGUUUUACAACUUCGAUAAAAACUACAGAGACUGGCAGACUGCUGUGGAGUGCAUGUCUGUUCUUGAUGUGCUGUUGAGUUUGUCCCGAUACAGCCAGAGUGGGAAUGGGCCGAUGGCAAAACCAAAGAUUGUUCUGCCAGGAAAUGGCCCCCAUUCUUCCCCUUUCCUGGACCUCAGAGGGUCUCGGCACCCCUGUGUCACCAAAACCUAUUUUGGUGAUGACUUUAUUCCCAAUGACAUCUGUAUUGGUUGUCCUAGCAGUGAGGAAGAGGGGAGUGAAAACAAGAAGGCACUAGCCCCAUGUGUACUUGUUACAGGGCCAAACAUGGGAGGCAAGUCAACCCUAAUGAGACAGUGUGGCCUGAUUGUGAUCUUGGCACAGCUGGGCUGCUAUGUACCUGCUGAAAGCCUGUGUCUAACCCCCGUGGACCGAGUGUUCACACGCCUCGGUGCCUCAGAUCGUAUCAUGUCUGGUGAGAGUACAUUCUUUGUGGAGCUUAGUGAAACAGCCAGUAUCCUCUUGCAUGGAACCACUCAUUCACUUGUUCUUCUUGAUGAACUGGGCAGGGGUACAGCAACCUAUGAUGGCACAGCCAUAGCAAGUGCAGUGGUGAAGGAACUUUCCAAGAGGAUCUGCUGCCGAACUCUGUUCUCCACCCACUACCACUCACUCGUAGAAGACUACGCUCAGGAGUCUGCUGUUAAACUUGGUCACAUGGCGUGCAUGGUGGAGAAUGAAUGUGAUGAGGAUCCUAGCCAAGAGACAAUCACUUUCCUGUAUAAGUUUAUCAGUGGUGCUUGUCCUAAGAGCUAUGGAUUUAAUGCUGCACGCCUUGCUGCUAUCCCUGAAGAGGUGAUUCAGUCAGGACAUUGUAAAGCCCGUGAGUUUGAGAGGAGCACCAUGGCUCUGAGGAUCUUCAAGAAAGUGUGUUCAUUUGCUGAAGAUCCCACAACCAACCACGAACAGUUUGCUAGACUUGUUCAGAUGACUGGUAACCUGUACUAGAAGACAGUUGUACUCUGUAUAAAAUGGCUACUGUUCAACUGGAAAGUAUUUUCACUACUACUGAGCUAAUAAAAUUUACUCUCAAAAACUAGGAAAUUAGAUCUUUGAUUGUUGCUAACAUCUACAUAAUGAUUAAUUACUUCACAAUGUAUUAAAUCUAGUUUUCAUGGAACAUGCAUAAAAAUUCAGACUGUAUAAGAACCCAAUCACCAAAUGCUGUCACAGGGGGAAAAAAAAGUCUGUGUUAAUCUAAACUUCAGUUAAGCCCUUCAGUGGGGGGUGAGCUUUACAUUUUCUGCAGUAGAGUAGCUGAUUUAUUUGGUUUAACCUUUUUACUCAGAACAUUUUGAGGAAACUGUAACAAUCAGUGAUGUGAACGCUACUAGAGGUAUUCACCAGUCAUUAUUGGGUGGAGUGCUAUUUACCGAGGAAGAGUAAUCUCAAGGAGGACAGGUUAGAUGAAUUAUACAGUCAUUAAAAAAAAGCAUUUAAACAGGCAUUUUCAAAAUUAAGAACAUACAUAUGAUCCAGUCUUUACUCCAUUAAGC